AUGGCGCAGCAUUAUGCCUACUCUGCGCUGCGUGCAGGGCGCGAAACAUCCUUCCUCUCCUUCGACGACGCGCCCAACUCGCCCAAUCCACAACCCCUUGGCGACGCACCACAGUCCUUCUCUCCCAACCUUGACGGUUCUCCACAACACUCGUCUGCCUCUCACGACCGUUCAUUCCCCAAUGCAGCCUCACACUCGACUCGCGCCUCACCAUCCAAAGCAUCUCGAUUCCUACGAUCACGACCCGGCAGUUCCAAGGAUCUCGCCGCCAAUGUCGACCAAGCAUACAAUCCCGGCGAAUCCACUUCGCCGACCAGGACAGGUGCCAAACCUGUCUCUCGUGGAAGUCGCCUCGGCGCUCUCUUGGGGAGAAGUUUGCCUCAGAACGAUGCGUCGCAUGCGAGAAACGCUUCGUUGAGCUCGACCAACAACACCGAAGGAGCGAGCUCAGACGAUUCGGGCUUCUUUGCAAGACGCGCUCGGAAAGCGUUCGCCGCCAACGAGGAUGUGGACGAACGCGUCCAAUCCUCCGACAACACUGCCAUGCUUACGUCGGGUGAAUCGCGACGGGAAGCGGCAAGAGCGGCGAGCGCUUUAGGCAUGUUGGAUUACAAACCAGAUCCUGCAGUCCAAGCGGAAAGUGGCGGGAUGAGCAUCAGCAAUGGGCGAUUGGCGAGACCUUCUUCACAAAACAUCCUCAUGGGGCCUGCCACUUCCAGUGCAGACGCUGCGGCCACAACGUCGGCUGGUACAGCACAAUCUCGCGUCGGUCGUCUCGGUCGACUCGCAUACAAGAAGGAUGAUUCAAUAGCCUUUGUCGCCCAAUCGCGCAACGCGUCUCAACGCAUGGCUGCAGGCACGAGAAGCAGCAGUUUGCAAGGUUCCGAUCAUGCGUCUCAGCAGACGGGAGAAUCCUCGAACGGUGCUGCUGCUAUGCGUGGGCUCGGCAUCGAUGACGGUUCGGGGCAGUAUGCGCAGGGAAUGCACAAUAGCAGAUAUGAAGAGGCAGACGAACAAGGUGGAUCCGAUGCAGGAUUGGCAGUUGCAUCGAGCAGAGCGGAUAACGCCGCAACUGCAUCUUCGAGCAACGCAUCCUCACGUGCGCCUUCGGCCACCGGUUCGCAUGCCGCCAACUACCACAACCGAUUCAGCCGACAAGGUCUUUCGCAAGAGCUGAUCCUCGAUUCAUCCCACGAACUGGAAAGCAGAGCUGUGGCACACACUCAUUCCGAAGCGACACACUCUACCCGAACCUCGUACGAGAGAGGCAACGAUUCGCCUCGCGGCACUCUGUCUGAUGCCGCCAUCGCCGCGCUCGGUGCCAUGCCUGGAGCGAGUGCCGGCUCCUUACUCAACGCCAGCGGUGCACCUCUCAGCAGCAAGAACAUUCUCACGAUUGCACUCCAAAAGGCACAGAGCGCCGUCCAGCUCGACAGCGCCAACAACGUGCCCGACGCGAUCGCGGCCUACAAGCAGGCGGUGAGGCUGCUGGAGGAGGUCAUGGAGAGGAUCGCUCCGAGGAACGGCAAGCGGUCGAGACCGAGUAGGGAGGAAGAGAGGAGGAGGCUCAAGGUUAUUCACGAUACGUAUGCGGAUCGGAUCAGAUUGUUGUCGAUGAUCUAUUCUCCGGAUCCUGAUGAAGAGGAAAGGGAUACAAGUUACAGCGGACAUCAGCACAUCGGGUCCAGCAAAGCAGAUUGGCUGGAUAGGGUGAGGGACGAUAGUCAGGAGGAGUCGGCUGUGACGCCGAGGAUGAGGGAGGAGAACCUAGACGAAGGAGUGCAGAGAUCACCGAGAGAGGACAGCAAGAGCUUCUUGUCCAUGACUCCAGUGGCGACUGCAUUCCAGGCGACGUCGCCUCAGCCAGAUGCUGGUGCUGCGUCGUCGGCAGGCCAGAUCCGCCAUCCGUUCCCGAAAUCGCCGCCCCCGCCCAUGCAGAACAGGCCGCUGUCACCGCUUUCCCCCGCCCUCAACACGUCUCCGCGCCGACGACUACGCGAACACGCCCGACCUGGUUCAAGGGACUCGCAUGGUAGUCGUGCGUCCGUUUCGCUUUCGAUUGCGGACGAACAGGAAGCGCAAGACCAUCGGUUGCCACCUCCUGCGAUCGCAGAAGAGAUGCUCAGAAUCUCGGUCGAGGAUUCGGCGGCGAGCGUCGGUGGAAAGAGGCUGUCUUCAAACACGAAGAAGGAACGCCUGUCGCAGAUCCGAGGCGAGCAGGCGGCGCAGCAGCACGUUCGGAGCGGAUCGGAUGACUCGUACAAGAGCUCCACUGCCAGGUUGAAGCCCUCGAGCCAUCUGCCGCAACGCGUGUUUGGGUUGGAUGACGAGGUGCGCACGCCGUCUACGCCGUACUUUGAUGCGACGGGCGAGGUGGCGACCGCUCCGGACAACACAAGGUCCGGAGAGCAGGCCGUGCGACAACGCAAUCUGUCGAUGACUUCGGCGCCCAAGACACCGUCGGAGGCCGUGGCUACGGAGCGCGCAGCGGAGAAGCCGGUCAGGAUGAAUCUGGCGCAACGUGCUCGUGCGCUCAGCUUCAAGGGUCCGUUGCUGCGGCAGAAGGCGUCGAUGCCUUCGCUCGGUGAUCGCAAGAGGGACGAUGCCGGUGAGGCUGCGAACGUGCCUGCUCUUCCUACGCGUCGACCCGGGUCUGCCGAUUCCACCUCGAUCGAGCCUCAGAAAGACCACCCUACGCCUUGGGAUCUGGAGCAUGGCUCCACCACCGCUGUCCGCCCAGCGUCCAACCGACCCCGCGCAUCGACCGCCUCGGCGCUCGUCAGCGCCUCCACUUCCGCCGGUACCAUCAGCCAACGUCGCAAGAACGACCGAGCCGUCCAAGGCCUUUCCGACGAACUGGAGCAGCUGGGAAUGAUGGAGGAGGCGGCUCACAAGACGACGAGCUCGACGAUCCGGCAGAGGUCGAAUUCGCAACCCGGAUCGAGGAGGCCUUCGAUCCCGGCGGCGUUCGUUGCGGCGAACGCGGGUGCUUCGGGCGGGAUGUUGCCGGCGACGCUGAGCGUUGAGAAGCUGCCGCCUCCUGUACCGAACCUGGCGAGGACGCUGUCUGCGCUGGAGCUGAAGAAGGCGGGGGACGGACAGACGACGUUUGGGAGAGCGGGCGGGGUGGACGCUUCGUUUGCUACGAGCGGUGCUGGCGAUGUGUCGGUUUCGUCGUUGGCUAUGCCGCUGCCUAGGCCGUUGGUGAAAGACGCGUCCGACUCGACGACGACGACAAAGGACUUUUUGAUCACCGACAUCUUUCCGUCGGGUCUGCCGUCGCUCGCGGCCGGUGCACCGUCGUACGCCUCUGCCAACGUCCGGUCGCUUGCACCGCUUCCAUCGCUACCCGCCAUCCCCACGCAUGCGCUGCUCAAACCGUUUGGCAUCAUGGAUCAGCUGCGACAAUCCAUCAUCUCCGGUGCGCACAUCACUGAACGACUGUACCUCUCUCGCGCCGCGUGGCGUCAGGCCGGCGUCAAACUCGUUUCGGUCGAGACCAAGUUGCGGGCGAUCGAGGUGUUGCUGACUGGGCUGGAUACGGUAGAGAAGGUCGGGGAGGCGCUGCUGAUGCCGUUGGGUAGUGGGGCAGGGUUGGAGACGUCGAACGCGAGCCGGUUUGUCAAGUGUCUCGAUGAGUGGGAGGUGGUGCUGGUGGAGGUGCAGGGUACGUUGAGUCGGAAACUGCCGUUUUUGGAGGGUGUCAAGGACGGCAGUGUGGGUGGUGCUGCAGGUGGGACGGGGAAGAGCAAGUUUGCGAGCAGGUUCACGCGCGGGUUGGACAGAAUGACGGGCGGGGGAGGACAGGCGAAGACGGUGGAUUCGAGCAGCAUCGGUGCGUACGUGGAUGCACUCAUGCGCUUGUUCGGCAAAGCGGGUGUGCUGGGCAAGCACAUCAAGUGGUUGCUGAUCGCGGAUGGGUUCGGUGCGCCGCUCAGCCCGACCACGCCCAAGACCGCUCUCAGCUUCGGCGACACGCCCGUCCCCUCCCCCACCACGGCGGUCGGAAUAGCACAUUCCAACCGAACAGCCUACAGCGCUCUACCGCCUGCGCUGAGGAGCGUUCUGCAGAACAAGCUGGGCAAGAGCUCCGAGUUUUUCGGUAGGGUGGUGCUGGCGUGGGUGCUGCAGGAUGUGAGCGUGCUGUUGGAGAAAGGAGUUGCUGGAGCAGGAGGAGCGGGAGGUGGCGGGAAGAGGGGAAGUGCGGGGGCGAGUGGCUUGUUCGAUUGA
This is a messenger RNA of Pseudozyma hubeiensis SY62, 4230 nucleotides long. RefSeq lists its product as hypothetical. NCBI's taxonomy places the organism in Eukaryota, Fungi, Basidiomycota, Ustilaginomycetes, Ustilaginales, Ustilaginaceae. The coding region runs from base 1 to 4230 and encodes 1409 amino acids. The transcript has a single exon. The record is from RefSeq and is a predicted model, not a curated record.